GAUAACUCCUCUCUUCCCUCUUGGGAGAGAGAGCAAAGGAGAGAGAGGCAUCAUCGAAUCGAUUCAUCGUCUCUCUCUUUACAAAACCCUAAAAAACCACAUCGAUUUCCACCACUAGGGCGAACGCAAAAUCUCACCUUUUCGAGAUGGCGAGUACAGGAACCGAAGCUGCCACGUCAUCAACCACCGCGAAGAGAAAACCUGUGUUUGUGAAAGUCGAGCAGCUGAAGCCUGGAACGACCGGUCACACAUUGACCGUUAAGGUCGUUGACUCCAAUCCGGUGGCUCCGGUGGCCCGGAAGCCGCGUCAGGGGAGUUCUAUGGGUCGUCCUUCUCAGCCGAAUCGAAUCGCUGAGUGUCUAAUCGGAGACGAAACCGGGUGUAUCCUCUUCACUGCUCGUAACGAUCAAGUUGAUGUUAUGAAGCCAGGGGAGACGGUGAUAAUCCGCAAUUCGAGGAUAGACAUGUUCAAGGGUACAAUGAGGCUUGGGGUUGAUAAAUGGGGACGCAUUGAAGCUACAGAACCAGCAUCUUUCACUGUCAAAGAGGAUAACAAUCUGUCUCUUGUCGAAUACGAACUGAUUAACGUUACUGAUCAGUGAUGUUGGUAGUGUGUUUAUGGGUUAGUGUUUGGUUCUGAUUCUUCUACUGGGAAAGGUUCUUUGAUUUAGAUGAUGAGACUUUGUAUGACUGGUUCAGAGAUGCUUUUGCUUUGUAGGAAUGGUUUCUCUAUUUACCCUAAAACAUAAAUGUCAGAAUCUCGUUUUGGAGAAUUAUUGAGUCCAUGGCAAUGUGAUGGUUCUCUUUAAUGUGUUGAUGUUAUGUUCAAGACCAUUGAGAGCUUUUUAAUGCUCACUAAU
Eruca vesicaria subsp. sativa (arugula) is the source of this 860-nucleotide messenger RNA. The record is from the annotation of a GenBank genome assembly. NCBI's taxonomy places the organism in Eukaryota, Viridiplantae, Streptophyta, Magnoliopsida, Brassicales, Brassicaceae.